Messenger RNA from Linum trigynum, 2694 nucleotides. Lineage: Eukaryota; Viridiplantae; Streptophyta; Magnoliopsida; Malpighiales; Linaceae. The record is from the annotation of a GenBank genome assembly.
UGUAAUACGAAUAGGGAAUUUCUCGAUACUGUGACUGUGAUCUUCUAUUUCCCCUUUUUUUCCCCUGUCGCUUCGCUUCCCUAAACCUCUGCUCCAGUUUUCUUUAACCCCACUGAUUUCUCGCCGACACACUAUCACAGCAGCCAACGAUGGAUUCCGCCGACAAGGACGCCGUCGAAGCCGUACUCUCCGAGCAACGCCGUGAAAUCCUGGAGGCCAAAACCGUCAGCGCCGACCUUGACUUCGCCUUUGACCUCCAAAUGCAGGAGGCCAUCACCGCCUCCAUGCGGCACCUUCCUUCCUCCUCCUCCUCUUCGCUCUCCCCGCCGCCGCCGCCGCCUCCCUCGCCACCUCCUUCCGCGCCCCCUGCCGAGCCGGAGUUCGACUACGUGUCUCUCCUCCUCGACGACAUUGAGCGGCUGAAUCAGGAGUGGAGGGACCGGGAAGCGAGCGAGUAUUUUCUGCAGGAGAUGAAGACGGACCUCGACCGCCGGAUUUUCGAUCAGAACUUCGCCGGGGAAAUCCUCGACAUCCCGGCCGAUCAGUGGGAGAAGUACGGCGACAACUAUGAGAAGCCGUACGGCAGCGGCGGCGGAGGAGGAGGAGGCGGUGAGUCGUCCUCUGAUGCCUCCUCCUCGUCGAAGGUGGCGGCUGAGCUGGCGUGGGUGAGCGCGGAGACUUUCCGGCUGUAUUUCAAGGGUUUGGAGAGCGAGGAGCGAGUUAGGGACAAGAAGGUCACCGUCGCGGGUUUCGGGGUGGCUAUUUGUGAUUCUAAGGAUAAUUUGAUUUUCGAGCUCAGCAAGCGAUUGGAUGCUGCUACCGUUAGCAGGAGCGCUGGGAAGAUUAGUGAAGGCUUGCUAGUAGGGAUUCAUGCUCUGAUUGAAGGGUUGAAUGCUGCUUUGAAUUUUGAUCUGAAGAAGCUCACGUUCCUGUGCGAUGAUUUCAUGGCGUACCAAUACCUUACAGGUCGAGUUCAACCAACGCAGGCUGAGGUUUUGGACUUGGUUACCCAGGUGUCUUCUCUCCAGAGGAAGUUCACGGAGUGCACACCAGCGCUAGUGGGACGCAACAACAUCAAAUUCGCGUUUAAGCUUGCGAGAGAUGCGAUAGUUUCUCAGAUCACUUGGCCUGAGGAGACUGGCAAUGGUGGAAAGAGUCGGAAGGAGACUUGUGUGAUUUGCUACGAAGACACUGAUACGGCCCAGAUGUUCUCUGUUAAUGGCUGUCUCCAUAGGUACUGUUUUGGUUGUAUGAAACAGCAUGUUGAAGUGAAGUUGCUGAAUGGCAAGGAUGCUAAGUGCCCUCAUGAAAGUUGCGACUCUGUAAUUGAAAUCCUUUCUUGCGCAACGUUCCUGGAUCCUAAGUUGGUGGACAUGCUGAGCCUGAGAAGAAAGGAAGCUGCUAUUCCAGUGAAGGACAAAAUUUACUGCCCUUAUCCAAAAUGCUCGGAAUUGAUGACGAAAACCGAGGUGUUGGCGUACACGAAGCUUUCCCUUGUGGGCGCGGAGGUAUCUGGAGCCAGGAAAUGCAUGAAAUGCAAGAAAUAUUUCUGUAUCAAUUGCAAGGUCCCUUGGCAUUAUGACAUGACCUGUGCUGACUAUAAGCGAUCAAACCACCACCCUCGAGAAGAUAAGAUGCUGAACACACUGGCAAACAAGAGUAAAUGGCGUCAAUGUGUUAAGUGUAGCCAUAUGAUCGAACUUGAUCAUGGCUGCUACCACAUCACUUGCAGGUGCGGGUAUGAAUUCUGUUACACUUGCGGAGCUCCAUGGAAGAACAAGAGAGCAACUUGUACCUGUCCAAUCUGGGACGAGCGCAACAUCAUUCGGAGAUAGAGGAGCACGGCGAUCUCUUGGACAGUCCAGAGAUAGACUUACCUACCUACUACAUACUUGCAGAUUCCUGGCCCUUCGUUUUUUGAUUGGAUGAUGUAUUUACUAGGACAUCCUUUUUUGUGCAUGCUCUUUUUUUGGAACUGCAGAAAUGAGAGAAAGAAAGAAAUUGUGUUUAAUUGUCAGUGCUUGAUAUAGCUAUUGAGACAAACUUGCAGGGCACAUUGCUUGAAUCUCUACCCUGCUUGCUAUUAGUAGUCACUGCUGUGUUACCCUUGGAAUAGAAUACAGAAGUGUCUCAUUGAUGAUCGAUCGAUCAGAUUUGUGUGCAAGGGUAAAAUAUUUCACCCUGCAAGUUUGGAAAUUGCAUGUGGGAUAUCUGUUAGCUGUUUAGACCCAAAAGCCAAAAUUGUAUUUGAUGGUGAGAAGUGAGGACUGAGAACACUAUCGAAGUGAAAACCAAUCUCUGGUUAGACCCCAAACAUUUGACCCAAUUAUGUUUUUGACAGACUAAAAGAGUGUGGGAUUAUGUUUGAUAAUCGAAAUAAGUGACAUCAAUAUUGUCAUUCGUCGAAGAAGUAGACGUGAUAAAUGUAGCUCGUGAAGUAGUCAUUGCAAGUAAAAAGUUUGCUAAAAUAGUAUGUCUCUUUGAUGAGUAAUUCAUUUUUUAUUAGGCUACACAAAAUUAUAUUAUGUCAAUUAAUAUGGAUGUUUUUUCAACAUAGUUAACAUUUUAUGUGACAGUGUUAAUUUUUAAUGAUAUGUAGAAUUUUGUCAAACCUCAAUAUUAAUUCAAGUAAUUUUUAUUAUCUGCAAGUAUCUGACGCAUCUUUUUUGUUUCUAACAAAAUUUUAUUUUUACU